This is a messenger RNA of Aspergillus uvarum CBS 121591, 1521 nucleotides long. RefSeq names its product cytochrome P450. The transcript is spliced from 2 exons. Lineage: Eukaryota; Fungi; Ascomycota; Eurotiomycetes; Eurotiales; Aspergillaceae. Bases 1 to 1521 code for a protein of 506 amino acids. Gene Ontology annotation, molecular function: monooxygenase activity; heme binding; oxidoreductase activity, acting on paired donors, with incorporation or reduction of molecular oxygen. The record is from RefSeq and is a predicted model, not a curated record.
AUGGCUCACUUCCUGGCAGCUGCUAGCUUGGGGUUCGCAGGCCUUGUAGCCUACUACCUCGUGAACAGUAUCUAUGUACUCUUCUUCCAUCCGCUGGCGGGUUAUCCCGGCCCCAAGCUCUGGCUCAUCACACGUAUCCCCAAUGCUCGUGCGCUCCGCAGUGGCCAACUCAUGCACCGCAUCCGUGGAUUCCACCAGCAAUACGGUCCCGUGGUGCGCUGGGCCCCGAACGAGCUGUCCUUCAUCUCCCCAGACGCCUGGCGCGACAUUUACGGCCACCACGGACCGGGCAAGGACUUCGCGCGCAACCCACUAUGGUAUCCUCGUGCUGCCAACGGGGCGCACAACAUCCUGUCUGCCGACAACACCACCCACGCGCGCAUCCGCAAGCUGGUGGCCCAGGGGUUCUCCGAGAAGGCCCUCCGCGAACAGGAGCGGUUCAUCCAGUGCUACGUCUCGCUGCUGGUGACCAAGCUGCAGGCUGCCGCCGCCGCGCGCCGUCCCAUCAACAUCGGGGACUACCUACAGUACGCGACGGUGGACAUCGCCGGCGACCUGAUCUUCGGCGAGCCGUUUGACUGCGUCGCCAAGGAGGAAGCCCACCAGUGGGUGAAAGUGACCUUCGGCUUCUUCCGGCGGCUGCUGGGCGGGGCGUCUCUGCUGAUGGUGGCGCCCUACCUCCGCCCGCUGCUGCCCUACCUGGUCCCCAAACGGGUGCAGGAGCAAGCCCGUCAGCGCUUCGCCUUCUCGUGCGCCAAAGCCGCCAAACGCCUCGCGCUGGGCGAGGCCCCCGACCGCAACGACCUGAUCACCUACAUCUGUCGGUACAAUAACAGCCCGAACGAGGCCAAGGGGUCCAUGACCAUGUCCCGCGCCGAGAUCGAGGCGACGGUCGACAUCCUCAUCAGCGCGGGCAGCGAGACCACUGCCACCGCGCUGACGGGCACGAUCCAGUAUCUCCUGCGCAACCCCCACACCCUGGCCAAGUUGCAGGCGGAGGUGCGCGGGUCGCUGCGUUCCGCCGACGAGGCCAUGAGCAUCGCCCACACCACCACCCUGCCCUACCUCAGCGCUGUGCUGCAGGAGGGCCUCCGCAUGUGUCCGCCGGCGCCCUCCAUCCGGCCCCGGUUGGUGCCCGCCGGUGGGGCGUUGAUUAGUGGGGGAUUUGUGCCAGCUGGUACCUCAGUCGGCAUCCCGCCCUGGACUGCCUUCCGCUCCGCCGCCAACUUCGGCAAACCCGACGACUUCAUCCCCGAACGCUGGCUCCCGGCCACCCCAGAGGGCGGCGGCGUGGCCAUCCACCCGCACGAGGUGCAAGCCUUCCAGCCCUUCUCCUACGGGCCCCGCGACUGUCUGGGCCGUAGACUGGGAUGGGCCGAGCUGCGCGUGCUGCUGGCUACGCUGGUGUGGCAUUUCGACUGGGAGAAUCGCAGCCCUGACGCGCGGUGGGAGGAGCAGGUAGCGUUUGUCAUGUGGGAGAAGCAACCGCUAUUCUUGGAGUUGAAGAAGGUGCAGACAUAG